Molecule: messenger RNA, 1149 nt
Organism: Euleptes europaea (tarantolino)
Lineage: Eukaryota; Metazoa; Chordata; Lepidosauria; Squamata; Sphaerodactylidae
Gene: CATIP
Product: ciliogenesis associated TTC17 interacting protein
Exons: 9
Coding region: 1-1131 (376 amino acids)
Biological process (GO): actin filament polymerization; cilium organization
Source: RefSeq, a predicted model, not a curated record
AUGGCUUCUGGGAAUCUGCUGUCUACAGUGCAAGUGGCAAACUCAUUGGAGGCAGCGAAAGAGAAAGUCCCGAAUGCAAGCAAGAGUGCAGUAGAGUUCCUUUCACAUAUUGGAACGGAGGAGAUCCAGCCCUGCCUUUUUGAAGAGUCCCUGGUUGCCAUCUCAGACAAUGGGCAGACAAUAGGAAUGUUCUCCAUCUCGGUAAAGUGGUCCCACUAUUCACUGGAUGAAUGGUGUGAAGAAAACUGCUACCUGGUGCGUGCAAGAAGCCAAGGGACUGUUGACAGCAUACCCUGCACAACUUCCAUUACAGGUUAUGUAACAAAGACUCUAGAGACGUUGGAGCAGCACACGGAGGAAAGCAUGAGGUUCAGGGAGAAUCCCGUCGAAACUAGAACCCAUGUGGUGAAACGCCAAGGCCAGAUUGUUGUGACAAAAACUCUUAUUGAAAGAGAUGAAGAGAUCCACAUCAACAGCUCUUCUUAUAGCUGUGAACUUCUACAAGGCCUAGUCUCAGAGUCCGCCAACCUCCUGGUGUUGCGGGUGAUGGCCAGGAGGCAGACUGUACCAGAGAAUGCCAUUUUCCUGUCAUUUGAUGGCGACCAUCACAUAUGUAUCUCCACCUAUAGGGCCUUGGGUUUCCAGAAGCAGCAGGUAAACAAGGAAGAGGUGGACGUGUUCGUGAUCGAGAGAGCCGUGCAUUCCACAGAAGGGAUACCUCUGAGCUGGCAGUUCUGCUUCCUGUCAGAUGGGCAUUUGUCCCGUCGUGUCCAGGUUGGGUCCCCAGUCAUCAUGUUGAUCCUGCAGAUGCCCAUUCUCAUUGAAAUAGAUGAACCGGACCCUCGUCCAGUCUUUGGGAAAAUACCCCUGGACUGGGAGGAGGACGUGGAGCUGCACUCCCAGUUCUUAGACAGAAAGGAAGAGCUUCAAGCAAGCCAUGCUACCUAUGUACGGCGCCAUCCAGAGCUCAGUAACUUACUGGCAGACUUCUUGCAAUUGUUGCUCCUUCGCAAGCCAGACGAUGUGGUCACCUUUGCAGCUGAGUACUUUGCUCCCUUUUCAGCCCAGAACCCUCCAUGUAGGUCCUUUCAAUCAUCUGACAAGCCCAGCCCCUUUCGCAGCCCUGUCUGAACAGUCAGUGAAUAAUAA